Molecule: messenger RNA, 3662 nt
Organism: Heterocephalus glaber (naked mole-rat)
Lineage: Eukaryota; Metazoa; Chordata; Mammalia; Rodentia; Bathyergidae
Gene: Naa16
Product: N-alpha-acetyltransferase 16, NatA auxiliary subunit
Biological process (GO): N-terminal peptidyl-methionine acetylation
Cellular component (GO): NatA complex; cytoplasm
Molecular function (GO): protein binding
Source: RefSeq, a predicted model, not a curated record
UUGCCAGUCCUUCCAAAGAGCCCAGCGCUGUUGCUCGGCCUCAAGGUUAGGCCAAUGAAGUGACUCGUCCCCCGGGGCCCGACUCUCCGCAGCAGCUCGUCCCGGUGUCCACCCAGCCCUGCUGCCGGCAGCGAUGCCGAACGUGCAGCUGCCGCCCAAGGAGAACAACCUCUUCAAAUGCAUCCUGAAAUGUUAUGAACAGAAGCAAUACAAAAAUGGCCUCAAGUUUUGCAAGAUGAUUCUUUCAAACCCCAACUUUGCCGAACAUGGAGAGACUUUGGGUAUGAAAGGUUUAACAUUGAACUGUUUAGGAAAAAAAGAAGCAUAUGAAUGUAAAGGCCUUUGUAAUGAUGUCAAGAGUCAUGUCUGUUGGCAUGUAUAUGGGCUCCUGCAACGUUCUGAUAAGAAAUAUGAUGAAGCUAUUAAGUGCUACCGAAAUGCCCUCAAAUUAGAUAAAGAUAAUCUGCAAAUCUUGAGGGAUCUCCCUCUGUUGCAGAUCCAAAUGAGAGACCUUGAAGGUUACAGGGAGACAAGAUACCAGCUUCUGCAGUUGCGUCCAACACAGCAUGCUUCCUGGAUUGGAUAUGCCAUUGCAUACCAUUUGCUGAAAGAUUAUGAUAUGGCACUAAAAUUGUUGGAAGAAUUCAGACAAACUCAGCAAGUUCCUCCCAACAAAAUAGACUAUGAAUAUAGUGAGCUGAUACUGUAUCAGAAUCAAGUGAUGAGGGAGGCAGAUCUGUUUCAGGAAUCUUUGAAACAUAUAGAAACAUAUGAGAAACAAAUAUGUGAUAAACUUUCGGUGGAAGAAAUUAAGGGAGAAAUACUGUUGAAAUUGGGAAGAUUAAAAGAAGCCAGUGAAGUAUUCAAAAACUUGAUUGAUCAGAAUGCAGAAAAUUGGUAUUAUUAUGAAGGCUUGGAAAAAUCUCUACAACUUAGCACUUUAGAAGAGAGGCUUCAGAUUUAUGAAGAAAUUAGUAAGCAGCACCCCAGAGCAAUUUCACCUAGAAGAUUACCUUUGAAUCUUGUCCCAGGUGAAAAAUUUAGAGAACUAAUGGAUAAGUUUCUGAGGACAAACUUAAGUAAAGGCUGCCCACCCUUGUUUACCACUUUGAAGUCUUUAUAUUAUAAUGCAGAAAAGGUUUCUAUAAUCCAGGAAUUUGUUAGUAACUAUGAAGCCUCUCUUAAAACAUGUGACUUUUUUAGCCCUUAUGAAAUGGGGGAGAAGGAAACCCCGACAACUAUACUCUGGGUUCAGUAUUUCCUGGCACAGCACUUUGAUAAACUUGCACAAUAUUCUUUGGCUUUGGAUUAUAUUAAUGCUGCAAUUGCUAGUACUCCAACUCUAAUAGAAUUGUUUUAUAUGAAAGCGAAAAUUUACAAGCAUAUAGGUAAUCUCAAAGAAGCUGCGAAGUGGAUGGAUGAAGCACAGUCUUUGGACACAGCUGAUAGAUUCAUCAAUUCUAAAUGUGCAAAAUACAUGCUUUGGGCAAAUAUGAUAAAAGAAGCAGAGAAAAUUUGCUCCAAGUUUACAAGGGAGGGAAUAUCUGCCAUGGAAAACCUAAAUGAAAUGCAGUGUAUGUGGUUUCAGACAGAAUGCAUUUCAGUUUAUCAGCGGCUGGGGAGAUAUGGAGAUGCCUUGAAAAAGUGCUGUGAAGUAGAAAGGCAUUUUUUUGAGAUAACCGAUGAUCAAUUUGACUUCCAUAUAUACUGCAUGAGAAAGAUGACCCUUCCUGCCUAUGUUGACCUUUUGAGAUUAGAAGAUAGUCUCAGAAGACAUGCCUUUUAUUUCAAGGCUACUAGAUCAGCGAUUGAAAUAUAUUUGAAAUUAUAUGAUAAUCCUUUAACCAAUGAAAGAAAACAACAAGAAAUAAAUUCAGAAAACUUGUCAGCCAAAGAAUUGAAGAAAAUCCUUAGCAAGCAAAGAAGAGCUCAGAAAAAGGCUAAAUUAGAAGAAGAGAGAAAGCAUGCAGAAAGGGAACACCAAAAAAAAAAAAAAAAAAAAAGAGAUGAUGAAGAAGAAGAAUCCAGUGGUCUAAAGGAAGAACUUAUACCUGAAAAAUUAGAAAGGGUAGAGAAUCCAUUAGAAGAAGCCAUCAAGUUCCUUACACCUCUUAAGAACCUUGUUGCUGAUAACAUUGACACACAUCUGUUAGCGUUUGAAAUAUAUUUUAGAAAAGGAAAGUUCCUGUUAAUGCUGUAGUCUGUCAGACGAGCUUUUGCCAUCAAUAGUAAUAAUCCAUGGUUACAUGAAUGUUUAAUUAGAUUUUCUAAAUCUGUAUCUGAUCAUAGUAACCUUCCAGACAUUGUGAACAAAGUUCUAUCUCAAGAAAUGCAGAAAAUAUUUGUUAACAAGGAUUUGGAAAACUUUAAUAAGGAUUUUCUCAAACGUAACACUACCUCUCUUCAGCAUCUACUUUCAGGUGCUAAAAUGAUGUAUUUUCUAGACAAGUCAAGACAAGGGAAAGCAGUUGCUAUAGCCACUAGAUUGGAUGAAACUAUCAAAGAUAAAAAUGUAAAGACCUUAAUAAAGGUUUCUGGGGCACUUCUUGAUGGAAGCUUGGGAAACUGCAGCUCCCAAUAUGAAGAAUACAGGAUUGCAUGUCACAACUUGUUUCCUUUUACAUUUGCUUUUCUGGCUGCUGUGAUUGAAGUCCAUAGUCCUAGUGCGGCAGUGAACUGUCCAGCUAACUAUGAUGUCUUGGCAAAUAAAAUUUGAAUCUUGUAGAAAAUUGACUCCUACAUAAUCUAAACUGAAUUUACAUUAUAGUUUCUUUUCUAGACUGCGUUUUAAUAUAGGUAUGAAAUGGAAUAUUUGGGUAGAAUUUUUUAAAGGAAUAUUCUGUAAGUUUAUUUUCUUUAUCUGACUGCCAAUUUACAUAAACUUCUGUUAAAGUUACUUUUUUUAUACUUGUACAGUUUUUCUUAAACUCCCAAAUUAUCUAUCAGUACUGUAGUAUUUACUAUUAGUUGUGUAUCAUAAUGAAGGCAAUUUUUUUAUGCAGAUAAAGUUGUAUAUGUACUCCCUGUAUCAUUUUUUUUUUUUUAGAUCCCGGUUUCAGGAUCUGUUUUGAUCCUUUACUGAUAUUUUAUUAUUAUUAUUUCCUUGCUUAUCUUUUUCCCUUUUUUUUGUUCUUGUUUUAAAGUAUUAACAUAUUUUAAAAAGUAGAAUUCCUCUUGGAAGACAGUGAGGUUUAUUUUAAACUUUAAUUUGCUUUUUUAUAACUUUGAUUUUUUUUUUUAAUCACUUACCAUUUCCUUUGUACUAUCCAUAAAAAGUGAUACUUUCUGUAUGGAUAAAGCAUAUUCUGUUUUUCUGUAGACCAUUCAGGAUGUGAAGAUUGGUUUGCCUCUUAAUCAUGAAAGUUCACUGGUAAUUUUGUUUCAUAUCUUAUAGUAGGUAGACUUACAACCCACAUGGAAGAAUUAUGCCUUCUUACCUUAAUUGCUUUGAGUGUUAACAAGUACUUUAUGCUAAGAAACAUGCUUUAAGGGUGCAUAAUAGGGCAGAAAACAAAAAUGAAGCACUGUUACUCUUACAGCCAUGCAUUAGCUAUUAAAUGCAUUUUUAUAUGGUCAAAAACUGAAAUCCUUCACAGUAAAAUCAGGAACAAGACAAGGUUGUCCGCUACCACCACUCUUGUUCAAUAUUGUUCUGGAAACAU